Cordyceps fumosorosea ARSEF 2679 is the source of this 3258-nucleotide messenger RNA. Its product is annotated as carboxypeptidase Y precursor. Lineage: Eukaryota; Fungi; Ascomycota; Sordariomycetes; Hypocreales; Cordycipitaceae. Gene Ontology annotation, molecular function: tryptophan-tRNA ligase activity; ATP binding; serine-type carboxypeptidase activity. Bases 1 to 3258 code for a protein of 1085 amino acids. Gene Ontology annotation, biological process: tryptophanyl-tRNA aminoacylation; proteolysis. Gene Ontology annotation, cellular component: vacuole; cytoplasm. The record is from RefSeq and is a predicted model, not a curated record. The transcript has 8 exons.
AUGGCUGCAGUCGACUCCACCGUGCCAGAGGCUGCCCCUCAGCAGGCGAAGCAAGACAUCAACCCAUGGUCCGUGUCGGGCGAGGUGGGCGAGGACGGCAAGGUCAAGGCGAUUGACUACCGCAAGCUCAUCGACGAGUUUGGCACAUCUCAGAUCGAUGAUGCGCUGCUGGCGCGCUUUGAGAAGGUGACAGGCCAGAAGCCGCACCGUUUUAUGCGCCGUGGCAUCUUUUUCAGCCACCGUGACAUGCACGCCAUUCUGGACCGAUACGAGAAGAAUGAACCAUUCUUCAUUUACACUGGUCGUGGCCCAAGCAGCGACAGUAUGCACAUCGGUCACACUCAAGUGUUUGACUUUGUCAAGUGGCUGCAGGAUGUCUUUGACGCGCCCUUGAUUGUUAUGUUGACUGAUGAUGAAAAGUAUCUGUUCUCGGAAAAGAGAACCGUCGAUGAAGUCAUUGGCUACUCGAAGCAAAACUGCAAGGACAUUAUCGCCGCUGGCUUUGAUAUGAAGAAGACGUUUAUUUUCUCCGACUUUGAAUACGUCGGGGGUGCCUUUUACAAGAAUAUUGUCCGCUUUGCCAAGCGCGUCAACUUCAACACAGCCAAGGCGGUAUUCGGCUUCGAUGGAAGCUCCAACAUUGGCAAGAUUCACUUUGCCAGUAUCCAGGGUGCUACCGCAUUUGCUGGCUCAUUCCCGCACAUCUUUGGCACGGACGAGGCCGCGACGGCCAAGAUUCCGUGCCUUAUCCCGUGCGCCAUCGAUCAGGACCCCUACUUCCGGCUGACCCGUGACUGUGCUGCCGGCCUCAAGUAUGCCAAGCCGUCGCUCAUUCACAUGCGCUUCCUCGACGCCUUGCAGGGACCCGGCUCCAAGAUGUCGGCCAGUGACGACACUUCAGCCAUUUUCCUGAGCGACUCGGCCAAGGCCAUCAAGACCAAGAUCAACAGAUAUGCCUUCUCAGGCGGCCGAGAGACAUUGGAGGAACAAAGGGAACUGGGCGGCAACGCGGACGUUGACGUCUCUUACCAAUACCUGCAAUUCUUCAUGGAAGAUGAUGCGGAAUUAAAGAGAAUCAAGGACGAAUAUACCAGUGGCAAGAUGCUGACCGCAGAGCUCAAAGCCAUUUGCAUUGAUUAUGUGCAGAAAUACGUCGCCGAGUUCCAGGAGCGCCGUGCCAAGGCAACCGACGAGGUGGUCGCGCAGUUCAUGGCGGUGCGGCCGCUCGAGUGGCAAGGCAACCCCAAGGUGCCUCGCGCCGACCUGGUUGUGCCUGUUGUGGCAGCAGGUACCGAGGGAGUCGCCGCGGAAGGCGACGGCAAGUUGACCAAGAACCAGAUGAAGAAGCUCCUCAAGGAGCAGCAGAUUGCGGCGAAGAAGGCGGAAAAGGAGGCGGCCAAGGCAAAAGCGGCAGCGGGUGGUACGGCCUACGACCUGGAGAAUUCCCCGCACGAGCCCAAGCUUUCUUCUCUUUCCAUCAUCACUCUUGUCACCUUUGCCGGCAGUCCAUCCCGCUGGCAAUUCAUCCCUCAAUCCAUCCAUAACAUCUCCCCGGACAGCGUCGUCACCACCAUGCGUUUGUCCACCUCGGUCGUGCUCGGAGCCGCGGCCACCGCGGUCGCUGGCGACCAAAAGAUCCUCAACAAAGGCGACCACCACCACUCGCCCCUGAACGUCGGUGGCAGCGGUGCCGGCUCGCGCACCGGCUUCGACUGGUCCGUCGACUUCGAGUCUUGGGCCAAGCCGCUGAAGGUGCUCUACGGUGACAUCACCUCCGAGGCCAAGGCCACCUGGGACGAGGUCUCUCAGCUGGCGCCCGAGGUCGUCGAGACGUUCAGGCAGAGCAUCGCCGCGGCCGCGCACCCCAAGAAGAUUCACAACCGCCCCGAAUCCCACUGGGACCACAUCAUCCGCGGCUCUGACGUGCAGUCGCUGUGGGUCAAGGGUGACGACGGCGAGGACCGCCGCAAGCUCGGCGGCAAGCUCGACAACUACGACGUGCGCGUGCGCAAGGUCGACCCAUCCAAGGUCGGCGUUGACACCGUCAAGCAGUACUCGGGCUACCUGGACGACAAUGAAAAGGACAAGCACCUGUUCUACUGGUUCUUCGAGUCGCGCAACGACCCGGCCAAUGACCCUGUCAUCCUUUGGCUGAACGGCGGCCCCGGCUGCUCGUCGAUGCUCGGCCUCUUCAUGGAGCUCGGCCCGGCGUCGAUUGAUAGCAAGGGCAAGGUGGUCCAGAACCCCAGCUCGUGGAACAGCAACGCGUCCGUCAUCUUCAUCGACCAGCCCGUCAACGUCGGCUACUCGUACGGUAGCGGCACCGUGUCCAACACGGCGGCGGCGGCCAAGGACAUCUACGCGCUCCUGACCCUUUUCUUCCACCAGUUCCCCGAGUACGCCAAGCAGGACUUCCACAUCGCCGGCGAGUCGUACGGCGGCCACUACGUGCCCAUCAUGGCGCACGAGAUCCUCUCGCACAAGGACCGUAACAUCAACCUCAAGUCGGCGCUCAUCGGCAACGGCCUCACCGACGGCUACACCCAGUACGAGUACUACCGCCCCAUGGGCUGCGGUGACGGCGGCUACCCGGCCGUCCUCGACGAGUCCCAGUGCCAGUCCAUGGACAACGCCCUCCCGCGCUGCCAGUCGCUCAUCCAGUCGUGCUACAACAGCGAGAGCGUCUGGAGCUGCGUCCCCGCCAUCCUCUACUGCAACUCCCAGUUCAUCGGCCCCUACCAGCAGACGGGCCAGAACCCGUACGACGUCCGCGAGAAGUGCAAGGGCGGCAACCUCUGCUACGACGAGAUGACCUGGAUCACCGACUUCCUCAACCGCGGCGACGUCCAGGAGGCCCUCGGCGUCGAGCCCACCACCUUUGACAGCUGUAACUUCGACAUCAAUCGCAGCUUCAUGUUCCAGGGCGACUGGAUGCUGCCCAUCGUCAACGUCGUCCCCGGCCUGCUCGAGAAGAUCCCCGUCCUCGUCUACGCCGGCGACGCCGACUUCAUCUGCAACUGGCUCGGCAACCGCGCCUGGACCGACCGCCUCGAGUGGGCCGGCCAGGAGGCCUACAGCAAGGCCAAGGACGAGGACCUGAAGCUGGCCGGCGCCAAGAAGCCCUACGGCAAGGUCAAGUCGGCCAAGGGCUUGACGUUUAUGCAGAUCUUUGAGGCUGGCCACAUGGUGCCGUACGACCAGCCCGAGGCGUCGGUUGAUUUCCUCAACCGCUGGAUCGCGGGUGAGUGGGCCAAAUAG